This is a messenger RNA of Saccostrea cuccullata (small rock oyster), 3617 nucleotides long. Its product is annotated as low-density lipoprotein receptor-related protein 4-like. Gene Ontology annotation, biological process: canonical Wnt signaling pathway. NCBI's taxonomy places the organism in Eukaryota, Metazoa, Mollusca, Bivalvia, Ostreida, Ostreidae. The coding region runs from base 1 to 3288 and encodes 1095 amino acids. The record is from RefSeq and is a predicted model, not a curated record. The transcript is spliced from 20 exons. Gene Ontology annotation, molecular function: Wnt receptor activity; Wnt-protein binding.
AUGGGAAUUGGAACAUGUGAGGAUACCCUUAUUGUAUCCCUGGCUCCGGACAGAACGGACAAUGGUCACCUCGUAUACAUACGUGCUCCACUUCAAACGUCUACCAAUCAACACUUUUCACUGCCAAUCAGUUUCUCUAAUGUUACAAACAUCAACGAACUGGAAUAUGAUCCAUUUGAUCAGACACUUUUCAUGAACGACAUUUCAUCCAGUUUGUACAUUAUUAAAAACUUCUCUGGCAAUACUCAAACAGAUAAACUUACUAGUAAUGUUAUUCGCACAUUUUCAUCACCAUCGUCAAAAAUAGCCGUGGACUGGCUCUCAAAGAAUAUUUAUCAUCUAGACCCAUCAUACAACUGGAUUACAGUUCAACCUAUUAAGGGUGUCGGUGAUCCCAAUAGGAGAACGGUGGUAGAUGGUCUAUUUUCACCGAAAUCAAUCGCUGUUGAUCCACUUAAUGGGUUUCUCAUCUGGUCUGCAGAAUAUGGCAAAGGAUCUGCCAUAUGGAAGUCGUCCCUUUCUGGGAGCGACCAGAAUCUGUUGUUAUCUGGUCUUCUAUUGGUCACUGAUAUUGUCGUAGAUGAAACAGAGAGGCGGAUCUUUUGGUUGGAUAUUGGAAGAGAAACUCUAGAGACGUGUAGAUAUGAUGGGUUAGACAGAAGAGUGUUGAAGAGAUCACCUUCCUUGCUGAUGUCCAUGAGUGGUCUUACACUAUACCAAAACAUACUCUGUGUUGCAAUACAGUUUGCUUACCUGGUUGAAUGCAUUAAUAAACAAACAGGAGAGACAGUUUGGCAACAUUUGUUUCAAUGGCCCAAGGAUGGAAAGUACGAAUACAAGGUACCCCAGGCACUGACGUUCAUACAAGACAAGGAUCAAGGCAAUGAAACACAACGUUGUGAAGAAAAGGGAUGCGAGUUUAUUUGUAUUGGUCCAAAAGAUGACGUAGCUAAGUGUCUUUGUCCGGACGGACUCAAACUGACCGAAAAUGGGAUAAACUGUACACAAAAUACUAUGGUACAUCAGAAAUCUCUUUUGUUAUCAAACACUUCAUCUAUCUGCUUUGUGGACGUUCUUGUACUCACCGGAAUGCCAGCAGAGGUGAACUGUGUUUUACACUGGAACAAAUCUAUAUCUCAUUAUGCGGUGGACACACGUAAUAAUAAAAUUUAUUUUGAGGACAGUGAUAACAAGAAGCUAUUGAUGUUUGACAUAAGCACUGGGCUGAUAAAAGAACUAUUGUCAGUUUCUGUAGUUUCUGGCCUAUGUGUUGAUUGGUUAAGCAGUAAUAUUUACUGGACGGAGAGGAAUACAGGGCUGAUUAUGUUUGUAAAUGAGAGGUUUCCAAUGGAGAUGCCAGUUUUUCAGAACGUUGACCAUCCAUCUGGACUUGCUAUCAAUCCUCUCAACAGAACACUAUACUGGAUAAGCGGUGUUGUUGGAACGUUUAUUAUAGAGGCCGGAACUUACGACGGAGUGGAACGCUGGGUAGCUGUAAAUUCAAAGCACCUGAAAAACCCUAGCGAAUUGUCAAUCGAUAUAAAAGGUCAUAGGCUAUGGUGGGUUGAUAUAGACGGCGUUUACUCCAUGGAUCUGGAAACAAAUGAGAUACAGAUAUAUACUUCAUAUAACAUCAUUUCCUUUACAAAAUACAAGGACUAUCUCUUGCUUUUGAAAAACCAAGGCGAAGUUCGCAUUACCAAUAUUAAAUCACCAGGCAUCCACAGACAUUUAGAUGUGCCGUAUAUAUUUACUAAAGCCGUUGUUUACGACCAAUCUCAACAACCAAUUUCAGAAGACAUUUGUCGUGUGAGAAAUGGCGAUUGUGAACAUAUUUGUAUCCCUAGACUAAAUGGUACCAAAACGUGCAAAUGUCGCCUUGGAUACAAGCUAAGGAAGGAUAGGAAAACUUGUCAAACUCUUCCAUUGCAGAGUGACUUUGUGUUGACUGUUGACUUUACGCACGCUACCAUUUUCCAAGUGUCAAUGGCCGAUGCUAAUGUUGUUGCAAUAGACGUAAGUGAGACAAUUCGGCCGGUGAACGCAAUCUUCCACCCCCUCGACCGCAAUCUGAUUUACUCUGAUGCGAUGUACCGUGAGAUUAGACAAUUGUCGAUGUCGGGUCGAAAGUCUGUCACUCUGACUAAUACAGGGCUAUUUGAGCCCCAGGCCUUGGUUAUGGACCCAUCAACUGGCCAUCUCAUCUACUCAGCCGUGAGCACCAAGUCCUACAUAGGAAUUCUAAAUAUAGAAACAAGGGAGAGAAAAACUGUCGUCCCGGGACUAACCUCUGUCUACAACAUAGCAAUACAUCCACAAAAAGGGUAUUUGUUUUGGUCUGACCUAGUUUACUCAGCUUCUUAUAUAGGGAGAUCCUACAUGGAUGGGUCAGCUAUGAUCAACCUCAUUUUCAAGGACAUUUCACAACCUAACAGCUUGACUUUGGAUUACAAAAAUGAUUUCCUAUACUGGACCGAUGGAGAUUUAGGUACAAUAAAUUUCUGUGACCUUGAUGGUAAGAACAGGGGCAUUUUACUUCAAGACAGGAGGCAGAAAUUCAGACAUUUUGAUAUCAGUGGCGACCAUAUCUAUUACACGGCCUUAGAUGACCAGAAAAUAACAAAGGCCUCACUUAUAACUGCAAAAGAGAUCGCAUGGAUGAAUUAUUCUGCAGAAUUUGGGAAGCUGCAAUCAUUGCAAGUUUAUGGAGAAAAAGUGAUACCAGUGCAUAGUGUUUGCUCUGUUUCUAACGGCCGCUGCAGUACAUUCUGUUUACCAACAUCCAGAGGACGCAAAUGCGCAUGUCCAGAUGCUGUGAACCUUCAGAAUGAUAAACGAACGUGUGAAGGAGUUGUAAAGUGUCCAGAGAUUAUUCCUAACGGAAAAGUGAGUCCGGACUGUGCACCAUAUGUUGGUAAUGAAUGCACGUACACAUGUAACUCUGGCCUAAGGCCAUCAAUGUCGGGAAUUAUAUGUCAAGGAACAUGGAAUGUAUCAGCUCUGGAGCAACUUUGUGUGACGGUGCCGACCCAGCGUCUAAUGACGGAUCCUACCAAUGACGGGGCCAUAGCGGGAGGAAUCGUAGCGGCCAGUUUGGCGGUCACUAUUGUACUGGUUCUCAUCAUAAUAUUCCUGUGUCGAAGAGCCAGUGAUUCCCCAGCCCCUGAUUCUGGUGCCAUUCACUAUGUCAACGGAGGACAAGUGAACCGGAACGGAGUUAACGGAGCAAGGAAAGGGUCAAGGGUCAUUAUAGAGGAAGGGCCCUCCAUUAAUCAUUCCAAUACUUGAUGUUCCCACUAUUAAAAUCCUGGAGAUAACAAGCAGUUGAAAAGUACCAAGAAAACAAGAUUAUUGUGGUUUUUCAGAUGGCCUUGUUUUUCUAUUUGAAAUGAUGGAAGGUAUUACAUGUAUGCUUAUAUAAAUUACUCUCCAAAUUGGUUACAAAUAUGUAGUUUUGCCACUGCACAACAAAAAGUGAAAAUUUAUUUUAAAAUGCCACAUUUAAUUGUUACUUAUUUGUGUUACUUUAGUUCAGUUCAUCUGUCAGUGUGGUUUAUUAUUAGAAUCAUGAACUGAACUCACAACAAAAAAAAUCGAUUUUUAUUCAUUAAACAAAA